This is a messenger RNA of Pomacea canaliculata, 2595 nucleotides long. Its product is annotated as frizzled-1-like. The coding region runs from base 513 to 1496 and encodes 327 amino acids. Gene Ontology annotation, cellular component: plasma membrane. The transcript has 2 exons. Gene Ontology annotation, biological process: non-canonical Wnt signaling pathway; canonical Wnt signaling pathway. Lineage: Eukaryota; Metazoa; Mollusca; Gastropoda; Architaenioglossa; Ampullariidae. Gene Ontology annotation, molecular function: Wnt-protein binding; Wnt receptor activity. The record is from RefSeq and is a predicted model, not a curated record.
GUAGCCUGCUGCAAACACUUGGAUGUGGAGUGAAGGAGGCCUACAGGUCAAAUGCAGCUGAAUGUGGCGGUGCCAGUAUAACAAGAGUUGACAGUGGCUGCAAUACAGACGAAGGAAGGACGACGACUGCUUUAGACGGUGAAGCACUGUAAGCAGUCUUCCUAGCAUUCUCCGAAAUCCAGUGCUCUCUUUCUCUCUCUUCAUAUGUGACAUCAAAAUAAGGUUGUGCAUUAUUCAAGGCGCUCGAUGUUGAUUACGAGGGCUGUGUGGAAGUUUUAACAAGAUACUAACGUCAACAAUAAAGGAGAGAGGGUAUACUGCAGACGCGGAUUUACAAGGUCAGAAUAAAGUCCAGCGCCCUAUAAGCACUCCCUCGGAACUUUCCUCGCAAAUUUUUAUGAGACAAGAGAGUAAUUAGGUGGACAGUGACACCUCUUGCGUCUGAAAACUCGUCCAAAACUGCAUCAAGCCUGGGAUUCCAUUGUCUUGGGAGAAAAAGCAAGUACCACACAAUGGUCUACACAAAGGCUCUCACCAUACUUCUGGUGCUCCUCGUUCUGACGGAGAUCCUGAAUGCGCAACAGGCGACAGCAGGCAGACGACAGCGGGGCGGCCGCAACAACCAGCAACAGACUCGCAACAGAGGCAGCGGAGGAAGGAGAGGAGGAGGAGGGAGGCCGGCCAGCAGUCCUGCCGACGAGGAAGGGAGCACCCAGAAUACUGACAACGCCUGUGAAGAGAUUCAGGUGCCCAUGUGCAAGGGUCUGAUAGGAUACACUCAGACCAAGCUGCCCAAUCGCUUUAACCACACGACACAACUGCAGGCUUACAGGGUGCUGGAGCACAUGUGGGCGAUGAUAGACCGAGGGUGUUCUGACAACCUGCGGCUGCUGGCGUGCUCGCUGUACCUGCCCAAGUGUGACGGACCGCGUCGGGCCGGGCAAGAGCCGUGUGCAAACACGUGCAAGAUGACCCAGCGCGUGUGUCAGCCACGGCUGGAGGAGCUGGGUUACACGUGGCCCGCGGCCUUUGACUGCGACGCUCUGCCCAAGCGCGCGUGCAUCCGACACCUGGCGCAGCACAACACCUGUGACAGGCCCUACACUCUGUGCGAACGCAUCGACCUCCCUAUGUGUCAGAACGUGUCCUUUACCGUUGGCAUGUUCCCCAACAUGUUUGGCCAGUGUCACCGCUCGCAGAUCAUCACUGAGAUGGAGCAGUUCCAGCCGCUUCUCGACAGCAACUGCUCGCCUAACUUGAGGUUCUUCCUGUGCGGCGUCUACAUGCCUUUCUGCACGCACACGGAGGGGCAGCUGUCGUUGCCGUGCCAGGAGGUCUGCACAGAGGUAAGGGUGGCUUGCGGACCUACCUACACCCGGCUGUCGGGAGGCCUUCCCUGGCCCAACAAAUUUCAGUGUCAUCGGUACCCGUCGGCAGCAAACACAAACAACACUUGUGUCAUGCCCGACGACGCACCUACGAUGAAUCUACAGUAAGCAAGUUUGGGAGAAGAAGAACAGAUACAUCACAGACGAAGAAAAACACACAAAGAGAGGCCAGUCAAGAGGAUGCUCUCCGUCACCUUCGAUUGGCCUGGGCCAUUACCGUGGUCCAUUCAGCGAACUUUAAAGCUCUAGUACGAUGCAAAACUUUUUUUAACCAAUAGAUCGAGCUCAGUCUACAGCUAGUACCGUUGCCUUGAAGUAUGCAAAUAAUUCCUUCUGUUCUCGAGAUACACUUCUCCAAAUUUCCUCAUCAAUGUCAUUCAUCCCUUUUGCGGUAUUAGUUCAGGUGGCCUGCAGGUACCGGUCAUCGGAGGAAGGAAACCUGAUUAGGACGUAGCAGCUGACGAGGGCUGUCUUGAGCAGUGAGCAGAUUCUGCACUAACGUCUCCUCACCUUUAGCUGGCCCUAUGUUUCAAAGAAACCAUUUAAUUGCCGUCUGCUUUAACGUUUUUCUUGGUAAUGCACACAGUGGUAAUUGCUCCUAUGGGUCUGUUGUAACCGCACCUGCCCAGGUACUCGCUUGCUUGGAACUCAUACUAGCGAUGGACAGUCAGCCACAUACCAAGCAAGAUGAUCAGACCUUACGCGUAGUGGGUAAUAAGUACAGACAUUAGUAUGGGAGUGAAGUACAGCAGUACAAUGCCGAUGUUCACAACUUACUUUGACAUUUAUUCGAUAACAUUUGAUGGUGAUAUACGGUAGAAUACAAGUUGCCAAAAAAAAAAAAAAUAAAUAAAUAAAAAAGAAGAAAAGAUUUAAUUCCAGCACAAGCCACCCAUUCUGAAAGUAACGGCAAUUGUCGUCAAGGUUUGCAAACAAGAUACAGUAGGAAUAGUGCCAUUGCAUUUGUAGAUUAUAUUACUGCUUUUGGCAUCAAUUACCAAUUACCAAUCGCCAAGUUUUUUGCACUAUAUUACAAACUGACACGCUUGUUGCCAAUCAUACCAUCACCUCUAUAUGGUUUCGUUAAAACUUUAUCCGAUUAAAAUUAAAUUCAGGUCUGUAUAUUAUUAAUUUCAACUUUUUUCAAAUUUCAAAUAUUUUUCAAGCAUUAAAUGUUUUAUUAAAAUAUAGUUUCUUCAAAUUUGAA